This is a messenger RNA of Penicillium brasilianum, 600 nucleotides long. NCBI's taxonomy places the organism in Eukaryota, Fungi, Ascomycota, Eurotiomycetes, Eurotiales, Aspergillaceae. The record is from the annotation of a GenBank genome assembly.
AUGGCUCUAUGGCUGCAUCAGGAUGAUGAUGGAGGUCGUCCGUCGGGAGCCAUGGAGAUCAUCCACGGCAUCCGUCUUUGGGGGAAGCUCUGGUUUGCAAGUCGCCGAAUCAGUCGAUGCUUGCAUCGUCUAUUCUAUCCUUCCCAUAAUUACUCUUGUUGUCAUUCUCUUCGGGGGACGUGCAACUAUCUGGGCGUGCCCGUUUUCUUGAACUCCCGGGAUCGCCCACGAAACCGAGAAAGCUUUCUCUCAGAUCCAAUCCACUUUAUCCCACCCUUUUGUGCCUGUUGUUCGUUACUUGUGUGUCUUAAGCACUCGAAGCUGCAACCCGCCGACUCGGUCCUUCCCAAUCUCCCCUCGUCGAAUCGAGCGUCGUCCCUUUUUUCUCAGUCGAUCUUUGGUUUGAUCGAUCUAACGCACACUGAGCGUGCAAUUGACUUCGACUGCCCACUCUCCUCGAUUCUGCGAACUGUUGGUGACUCUCUCCGUCACCGCUUCGCUGGCUACUCUAGCAAAUUUCAUCCCACGUUGGACAAGCGCAGACGUCAUUUUUGGAAUGCUAGGGUCUCGAGACACUUACUAGUCUCUCUUGCAGUAUAG